Messenger RNA from Aspergillus candidus, 1390 nucleotides. RefSeq names its product putative DNA-directed RNA polymerase III RPC4. The transcript has a single exon. Gene Ontology annotation, cellular component: RNA polymerase III complex. The record is from RefSeq and is a predicted model, not a curated record. Gene Ontology annotation, biological process: transcription by RNA polymerase III. Lineage: Eukaryota; Fungi; Ascomycota; Eurotiomycetes; Eurotiales; Aspergillaceae. Gene Ontology annotation, molecular function: DNA binding. The coding region runs from base 60 to 1361 and encodes 433 amino acids.
GGAGAGGUCGUGGAGGCUUCUCGCAGCGGUUUGGGGGGAAUGACUCGCGCGCGUCGUCUAUGUCGAGGCGGAGUCGGUCGGUUAUUGAUUUGGGGAGUGGGGCCGUUAGUCGGGAUGUUUCGUCCGAUGAGAGUGAUACCGAUGUUCGCAUUAGUAUCGACCAGAUUAAUUUGGAUAGCUCGGAUGAUGAAGGCCAGGAGGUCGUGGAUAAGAAGAAGGGCAAGGUCGCUGUUAAGGGCGCGGGGGCGUCGGGCGAGAAAGGCCUGCGGCCUAUCCGCGUCGAGAGACAUGAGCAUGAGGAACGGGUGGUCAGUGUCAAUAUGGAGUCCAGCUCGAGUAAAUCCGCCGAGCUCCGUGAGCAGGCGAAGGGCAAAGCCGCUGAGGACGAUGCGCUCUUCGUGCAGGAUGAUGACGAGUCCCCGGCUCAGCAGCCUGAGACUGAACCGAAGGUGAAGCCGGAGCCCACCGACGACGACGACCAGCACAUGGCGGAUGUUGCGCCGCACGCGGAUGAAUCCAUGAUCACGGACGAUGGGUUCCUGCCGGUGCAAACUGUCAAGGUGCGCCGGAAGCUAGACUCCAAGGAGCCGUCCGAGCCACCCGUCGUCAAGGAGGAGAAGAGUCUCCUGCGCACGAAGGAAGACAUCGAGGAAUACGAGCGCCACGCACAGGACCUGCUGGUCAUCAAGGAUCUACUCUGGAAGGAGCCGCCAGCCCCCGCCGCGGAGGCGAAAGAGCCUAACGCCGAACAGCCCGAAGCAUCUACCAGCGGACCAGACGUCGCCGCCACCGAGUCAGAAAAGGACGGGGAAAAGCCCGAAGGAGAAGAAGCCGAGAAGAAGGACGAAGAAGAAGCCGAAGACAAGCUCUCCGGCCAGCUCUUCCUCAUGCAGUUCCCGCCCAUGACGCCCAAUCUGGUCGCCCCCGGCGAGGCUUCUUCUGCACCCACCGAGAACGCCACCGAAGCAGCACCACCACAACAACCCACCGGCGAGACAGCCCCGCAGCCCGACGCCCCCGUGAAGCAAGAAUACGGCGUCGAGGUCCUCGACGGGCCGGACGAGUCUUCCGCGACGCGCGAACCGCCCCGCGUCGUCACGGCCACCGACUGGCAGCUCAAUGCGGGCCGCGUCGGCAAACUGAACGUGCAUGCCUCGGGCCGGGUUACCAUGACGUGGGGCGGGAUCAGCUUCGAGCUGGACCGUGCUACGGCUGUGGAUUUCCUCCAGGAGGCGGUUAUCGCGUCGACGCCGCCGGGGGCGUCGGUGGAGGAUGAGCCUGAGGAGGAGAGGAAGGUGUGGGCUAUGGGGCAGCUUAGUGGGAAGUUCACUGUUAUGCCUAAUUGGGGAGAGAUGUUGUAGGUGUCAGAGUGUGCCGGCUUACUUUGUUU